CUCUGGGUGUGUCCUCCAGCAGGUACAGCUCUCUCUCUCUCUCUCUCUGUUGGACACACUCAGUGUUCGGGAUGGAUGUGCUCUCUGUGACGCCGCUGCUGCUCCUGCUCUCUUUCCUCGGAUGCUGUGCGGGGCAGAACGUGUUGCCCGACGGCCCGGUGGAGGCGAUCCUGGGCAAAAGUGUGACUCUAAAGACGCUGGUGGACAAACCAGUAUACUUCUUUAUUAUCUGGAACCACAACAACGGGAGUGAGCAGACUCAUGUGGCCACCGCCAGCCACACGGGGGUCAAAGUGAACGACCCGUACAUAGGCAGGGUGACGGUGAACCAGACCAACGGGUACCUGCACCUGGAGGGGCUGCUGGCCUCCGACAACGGGGACUACAGCAUCCAGAUCGUAACCGACGAUGGAACCACUACAACCGGGGAUAUCCACCUCCGAGUCCUGGAGCCGGUGUCAACUGUAGUCAUAACACCCAGCCUGACCGAGGCCACGGAGCACAACAGCACCGUGGUGCUGAUCUGCGCCGCUAAAGGCUCCUACCUGAAGUUCGCCUGGCUCAUGGGCACCAAGGCUAUCGUCGCUGACGGCAAACGGAUCACCCUGAAAGAGGAAAAACUGUCCAGUACUCUGACCAUCUCAGGGGUCCUGAGGACGGACCUGCCGACCCCCGUCACCUGCAACGCCACCAACAAUCUGGAGAGCCAGAACAGCGCCCCCUUCAGCCUCAUAGUGCACUAUGGACCAGAUGAAGUUUCCAUCACUCCUCCAAACCCUCCCAAAUUCCUCCGCUCCAAAUCCAACUUCAGCCUGUCCUGUGCGUCCCCCUCCAGCCCCCCCGCCACAUUUAGCUGGUACCAGAACCAGCAGUUGUUGGAUGUGACGGGUCCUGUCCUGACUCUGGAAGCCAUUGAGAAAUUGAAGUUAGACAGUGCAGUGGUGAAUUUCACAUGCAGGGCCAAAAACGCCAAGACCCAGCGCGCCGUCUCCUCCCCCGCCGUCUCCUUCGCUGUGAUGGAGGUCAUCUCAGGAGCGGAGGUGAGCGGUCCGACGUCCGUGCUCCUCGCCGGGAACAGCUCGGCCAACCUGAGCUGCAAGGCGGCGUCCGGCCAGGUGCAGAGCGUCCGCUGGGAGCAGGACGGAGUGGCCGUCAGCUCCGUGGCCCGCCGGUCCUUCUCCCCUGACAUGAGCUCCAUGCUCAUCAGCCCGCUGCAGAAGGAGGACAACGGAGAGUUCACCUGCAUGCUCACCAACCCCAUCAACACCGACAGCGCCUCCUACAGGAUGGUGGUCAACUACGGCCCUGAGGCGGCCCAGGUGAUCGGGGAUCCUGCUGUGGAGGUGGACACCAAGGUGGUGCUCACCUGCUCCGCCGCCUCCGUGCCCCCCGCCAACUUCACCUGGAAGUUCAACGGCACCAAGACCGACGUCAAAACGGCCCAGUAUCAGAUCGAGGCGGCUCGCUACAAAAACACUGGAAUGUACAUGUGUGAGGCGCACAACCCCGUCACUGGCAAGACCAGCACCCACACACACACCCUGUCCGUCAAAGAGGAAGGAGCGCUGGAUGAAGGUCUCUCAGACGGAGCCAUCGCUGGGAUCGUGAUCGCAGUCCUGAUCGCUCUCGGUGCCGCCAUCGCACUACUCUUUUUCUGCAGACAGAAAGUGCCGGUCGAGUCUCCGUACUAAAGAAGUUCCUGCACACUGCUGGAGAUCCUGGACAAACAUCAGACCAUUUUGUCUCCCAUGAUGCAUCUGUACAGCCGGGAGAAGCGUCCAGUUGGACCCAGCUGGUUCAGUCCAAGCCCUCGCUAAACCAUUUCCCAUAAUUCCCCUCUGUCUCUGUCCCUCUCUGGCUGGCAAGGACAAUGGAAACUUGAUUUUUCUCAAACAACGGAUUCUAUCAGUUUGGAUUACGAGCUGCAAUCUUCUGAUCUACUUUGGGGUUUUUUCAAAGCUUUUUCCACUUUCGCCCACUAUCACUGGAUCCUCACCUCUUUCUCUUCCUCUCUUCCACCUGGUGCUAACAAACGUCAUCCUUCACCCUGUGUCCUGCCACUUCCUUCAGGAAGCUAACAACACGGAGAAACAGAGACGUUUCCUGCACUGAAGCUGACAGGCGAUGAGUGACUCUCUUUAUGCUGCUUGAAACCAGAGGAGGACACACACACACACACACACACACACACACACACACACACACACACACACACACACACACACACACACACACACACACACACACACACACACACACACACACACAGGCCACACACGUUGACAAUCAGGAUUCAGGGGUUGAAUAAUAUCUGAAGUUUGUUGGUGCUUUGAUUUAUCUCCCUCUCUGUGCCAGGCGGGUCCCCACCCGGUGGGGGGGUCUUGAGUGCAGCGGAUGUUUCACAGUUUAGUCUUCCAUUAUAGGACAUGUUGAUCCUUAAUACCUCAGGUUUCACAACACAGACGCUCAAACUACUGAGCUUAAGGCUGAAAACAUCUUUAAACAUCUGGAGGUUUUGGGGUACAUUCACUUCCUUAAAGACUACCUGCCAGCCAAUCAGAAACAAGUACACCUUUAACUAUAAUUAUUUUGAACUGGGUCUUAAUGGUCUUAGAGUGAUUUCACUAACAUUGGGAUUCCUUAACUUAGUUGAAAAGUUCACCACGAAAAACUGUUAAUGUUCUUCUGAGAAACAUAGCAUUGUAUAACCUUCGCUAUGAAUAUCAGCUUCUAAAAUACAUUAUCAGUCAGGCUGUGAUGUCUAAAAACAAGUUACAAUAGAAAUAGAUACACACAUACACACACACACACACACACACUCCUUCAUCUUCACUGUGAUGUGGGUGUCUCCCUCUCCUGCUUUACCUUCAUCCCCCUUGUUUGUGGUCCAGGAUCCUCAUCUCACACUCCUUCCAGUAUGUGGAACACAUGAGUGGAAAGGUGGAGGUAAAUGUUUUAGGCGGCACAGACAAGCUUCAACAUGCAGGGGUGAGUCAGGUGGUGAAGGUGAAGCAGCAUGUUUUCAGUUUCUGAGGGAAGGUGAGAUCCAUGGCGGUUCCUUUUUAAACCACUUUACCAUAACAGGGUGGAAGUUAUUUUAAACUAUGUUUUGUAGAUUGAUUAUUCACCUUGGUUUUUAUCUGAAAAUGUAAAAGAAAUCAAACAAAUUAGUAUUUAAAUCAGCCUAAUAUCACUAAUCUGUCUUUACACUCCGUCCGCAUUCCCCUGCAGCGCACAAAAAAACUAAAAGAGCUCCACUUCCUGUUCUGUGAAGUUCAGUUUCUCGGUUAAUCAUAUGUGUGCUUUUUAUCAUCGGACUUGAGAUGGUUUCUCCUGGCUCUGCUGUCAUUGUAUGGUUUGUGUUGGUAGGUUGUGUGUGAUCUCAGACUUCCACCUGCACUGAUCUCCAGUGAGAGAAGUAUUUAUUUGUUUCCAAAAAUUCUCAAAGUUGCUCUUACUGAAUUUAAAAGACAAUGUAUCAUUUUCAACAUAUUUAUUUCUCCAGUUUGGGAUAACACACAGCACAGAAUGUAUUCCUAACAUCUGUUGUCCUAACGCAACCUGUGUGUUUGUUUGAAGAUGACACAAGCUGCCUUGAUAAAAACUGCCCUGACUGUAAAUAAUAGAAAUAUACACUGUAAACAAUGUGUGAUACUUUUGGAAAUAUACAUGGUGUUUUUAUUUCUUAUCAUGAUGAUAAAGCUUGUUUUUGUUCUCUUGGCUUGUUGUUGUUUACAGAAACCACCUUUGAAAUUCCUGUAAUAAUCUUUAAAUAAAUGUCCCCAAGGUUAAAUGUAUGUCCAAUGUAACAUCCUUGUAAAGCCAUAAAAGUUGUGGAAAUAUUUUCCUAAUUUUG
Messenger RNA from Gymnodraco acuticeps, 3856 nucleotides. Its product is annotated as carcinoembryonic antigen-related cell adhesion molecule 5-like. NCBI's taxonomy places the organism in Eukaryota, Metazoa, Chordata, Actinopteri, Perciformes, Bathydraconidae. Bases 72 to 1691 code for a protein of 539 amino acids. The transcript has 10 exons. The record is from RefSeq and is a predicted model, not a curated record.